CAUAGCGGAUGAACAGGAGCGACAGAAGUUACAUAUAUAUACGAUACCGGCGACCGAAGCGAUGACCAUUUUACGAUAACUCUCAAGGAAGACAGAUCUUUAGCGAAAGAAAGAGAAAGAGAGACGACUAUAUAUCAGUGGGAGGCUAAUGUGUCCGUGUGUCGACAAGGUUAUGGUGAUAAUCCUUAUAGACGACGAGGGCAGUUCAUGGGAAAGUGCGCAAGCCGUAUAAUUGUUUAACAUAGAAGGUGCAUGAUACAACAUGGCUCCAACCCAGUUCCACGCAUACAGCCGCAGGAGAUGGCUGAUGGUAACCAGCGUGAUCGAGAAUGUGUUAUUCUCUGCUGUUCUUCUCGGCUGGUCUUCGCUGGUGCAGAUUCUCAAACGAGAAGGCUUUUACUCCGACCUCUGCAUGGAUCAAGACCACGUCGAGGAAGGGGAGAGCGUUGUCCUGCUAGAGUCGAACGCGACGGGAGCUCACAACUUUACUAUUGGGGACAAUGACAUCAUCGGAUGCCCUGAUCAGGAUAAGAUGCUCAACUUGGUUUUCACGGUUGGCUCGUUCCUGCUCAGUGCUCUAACUUUCCCGAUCGGUUUGAUCAUGGACAAAAUUGGUUCACGAAAACUGCGCAUCAUUGGAGGGGCAAUGUUCUGUGCCUCGUGCUUACUGAUGACCAUAGCAAGCAACAAAUCAUCACAUCUUCUAUUCCCGAUCGUCAGCCUGAAUGGAGUUGGAGGAAUCAUCCUGGUUUUCACCUCCUUGCAGCCCGUGACCGCCCGUGGCAAAGCAAAGGACUACACGAGUAUAGGGCUAAAGUCAACGAUCAACAACUCAUUGACUUAUUGUGGCAGCCUACUGGCGAUGCUCAGCUGUUUCCUAGACGUGCCAGAGAAAGGGAUUCCAGAACCGCAGGACCAAAAAAUUAACAAACACACGAAAACUCUGCAGCUCCAGCACAAGGUCACUGGUAAAAAUUUCUACUCGCACGUCGACAAGAUUGGGUCGCGUCUGUCGUCGCCAGAUGUGUUACACUUUCAAGAUGAGGGCAAGGAACUGUAUACCUCAAACGCCGAUCUAGUCAUCAAGAUGAACGAUCUGGAGGAGCAGGAGAAUCGCAAUCGGAAACGGCAGUCGCUGAAGGCGGCCGUCUUCUCUGCGAUCUUCCUGUGGAGUCUCGUCACUCUCUGCAUCACCCAGCUGCGUCUGCUGUUCUUCAUCGGAGCCCUAGAACAGAUCCUCAUGAAAGUGUCGGGCGGAGACAGAGAGCAAGUUGAGUUGUACACGUACUUCUUUGGAAUGAUGCAGCUCGGAUGUUUCAUUGCUGCUCCACUGAUUGGUAUUCUCAUGGACUGGAAGACAAAGGAGAAGUUUGUCGAGCGCAAUAUCGAAGCCAAUAAGGAAGGGAACGACACUGAGCGAAGUUCAUUCAGUUCUACUCGAUCCACCGAAUCGUGUCGUUCGGUGAAGAUCGACGUGAAGGUCCGGCAACUACGUAACGCGAUGUACGCCUUUUUCAUCACAAACAGCAUUACGAUGAUAUUUGGCAGCAUCGUCCUGGUUCCCGACUUACCUUUGCAGGUCGUCGCGUUCCUGUGCCACACGAUCAUCCGCGGCUUCGUGCACUCGGCCGUCGGCGGACUCUACGCGAUCGCCUUCCACUUCAAGCACUACGGCAGCCUCGUGGGCCUCGAGUCGCUUGCCACGGCCCUCUUCAGCCUCCUACAGUACCCCCUCUUCAUCCUCGUCGAGGGCCAACUGAAACACGACCCGUUCUGGGUGAACGUGGGUCUGCUGGUGCUGUCGCUGUUGAAUUAUGGCCUGCCCCUCUACCUGCUCAAAUAUUGCAACGGGCUCGACCGAGCAAACACCCACUUUGCCUUCGUACGGUCAGCUGCACUCAUCACGUCACCAUCCUCACAGGUCGUACUUCUGUCGUCGCCGACGAAACCAAUCGACGGCAGCCUCACCGACGCCGCCGCGCUGGACAGGUGCGAGGAGUGGUCGUCGGCGCAGCAACCGACCUUUGGCCUCGGCUGCAUCUACGAGGAGGACAAGGUUUUCAACGAGCAGGAGGAGGAGGAGGGAGCGGCCAGAGACAUGACGGGCACCGACGCCAUCUACCGGCCGACGACCAUACCCGUGCGCGAGAACGCGUAGUCGCGAGAACGCGCGGGCGGGGUGUACGCCUGGUGAACAUACACGGGGUCCGAGAUGAAAGGCGAACACAUAGCGAAGUAAGAUGAAAGCUGAAUGAACAGAAAAGUCUAGGAUGAAGGGCGAACAAACAGCGAAGUAAGAUGAAAGCUGAAUGAACAGCAAAGUCUUAAGAUGAAAGCUGAAUGAACAGCAAAGUCUUAAGAUGAAAGCUGAAUGAACAGCAAAGUCUUAAGAUGAAAGCUGAAUGAACAGCAAAGUCUUAACAUGAAAGCUGAAUGAACAGCAAAGUCUUAAGAUGAAAGCUGAGUGAACAAUGAAGCUGUACAGAGCGGUCUAAGAAGAAACGAGAAAUGGAACAGCGCUGUAUAUUUAAUUACCGCAUCGAGGUGGCACGCAAAAAUUGUGCGGUGAAACUCGCUACAGAUGCAGCGAUGGCAGCUUGAAAGAGAGAGAAAGACAGACGGAAAAAACGUUAUGUUUCUAACGUUUGUAUACCGCGGUGUAUUUAUUAGCAGUGAGAAACUAGCACGGUAUGGGUUGUGGUGGGUGUGUUUCAGCGUUUAUAGCUAACACAAGCAUUGUGUCGUAUGCGUAAUUCCUUGUGCUCGUGGCAAGGAUGUGAGGUGACGUCACGAGAAUGUGCUGUUGGACCAAUAGCUGUGGAGCUCAACAUGAUAAUUUUAGUGUUCAGAAACAGCAAUGUGAUUUGUACAUAUAUUAGUGCUAUUCCGAUCCUGUACAGUGUUGUGUCGUUGAGAAGUGGGGCGUUGUGUGGGGAUCGGUGUACAUAUAGCGGAGCAGAUCCAGGGGCAGGAUGAAUGUGUGAAAUCCUGGUUUGUAAAUACGUUACGUUAGUUGCAGUUGAGCUGCAUGUGAAUGGUUGCCUAAAGUGCCAAAAAUCAAAACGAAAACAUGCUAUAUAAUAUAUUAUCAGGAGUGUAUAAUAUAUAGACACACAAUAUAUUAUAUAUAUAUUAUAUCAGAAGCAGAUAAUAGGGAAUUUCCUAUUAUCUACUUCAGAUAUAUAUAUAUUAUACACUCCUGAUAUUAUGUGAGGACUAGGCGAAAGUUGAAAAAGAAAUGGAGAGCUGUAACUGUUACUGAGUGUCAGUAAUGAAUGAUCUGAUUGGCAAAAUCUAAAUGUCAAAAAAUACAUUGACAGGCCGGCUCAUCACAUAUCACGUCAUAAUAUUGCCCAGCCAUGUAGUGCCAAUAUUUUUUGUAAAGUUUUUUUACUGGACGAUUUACGGUGUACUACCUUUGAUCAUGUUGAUUAUACAUGUCGGUGCGUGGAUUUUAAACAAGGUGUGUGGUGACCUGAUGCACGAAGAAUGUGCUGGGUCGACUCAUGUCGGUUCCCAUUUAGGUUUUUCUUGCCCCGUCUUUGUUUUAAAAUGCCACUAGAAGUGCGUAACGGUUACGGAUAAAAUUCGAAAAGUAUACGAGUAUAACUUUCAAAUGAACAUAGUUACGUAAUGCUUUGAUAUUCACGCUCAACUAGUUUUUUUUUUACAGUUAGUGGUCCUACACUGUAAGUGUAAGUUGUAACCAUAGACUAACAGUAACAAUAAUUGUUACUGUUAGUCUAUUGCAUAACUGAUGUACGAUACAUUGCAAAACAGUAUUAGAGAUUAGUAAGUCGGGCCGUGCAAAAUGUGUUCAAAAUGAGAAUUUAUCAAUGUUAUGGGUUUGUUACUAUGAUAAUAGGAUUUUGACAAUGUAAAUUUAAUAAUCUGGAAUUAAUUUGUGUUUACAUUUGGAUAUUUUUUGUACGGGUUACUGCCAAUUUGUCGAAUAUGCUAACCCAGUCAGGCAGUAUCUUGAAACACUACACUUAUUAUUGUGGUGCGUACAGGUUGAGUGUGAUUGUCGAUUUGUGAGUCUGUUGUACAGGUUACUGCAUAAAUACAUCUACGUGCAUACACGUAGUUCCUAGGUGACCAUAGUUGGCCUUGUUUUUGAUGUUACAUGAGCAAUUAAUUGUGCAAAUUGCAGGUGCAGUUUUAUUGCAUACGCGUGUAUAUGCUUGAGAUGCUAUUAUAUAAAGCCUUGUACUUUCCACAAAGAAGAAGUGUCAGCGUUCAUUUCCAAUGAUACAUGAAGAAGGAAUAAUUCUAGCCCACAGUGGAGGUAUUGGGUGAUAAUGAAACAAGUGAUCCGAUAUCGUACAGUUCAGAGUCGAAUUUAGUAGAUGAAACAACAGAUUACACAGCCUGCUGAUCUUUAAGUUUUUUUUUGUAAAUACGAGUUGUAAAAACCUCUGAACUACUGGUGUGUCACUGUUGUAAAUAUGUGGAAUAAAUAAAGUUGAAAUAGUUUUCGCGCA
Molecule: messenger RNA, 4484 nt
Organism: Priapulus caudatus
Lineage: Eukaryota; Metazoa; Priapulida; Priapulimorpha; Priapulimorphida; Priapulidae
Product: large neutral amino acids transporter small subunit 4-like
Exons: 14
Coding region: 263-2158 (631 amino acids)
Biological process (GO): neutral amino acid transport
Molecular function (GO): neutral L-amino acid transmembrane transporter activity; L-amino acid transmembrane transporter activity
Source: RefSeq, a predicted model, not a curated record